Chironomus riparius is the source of this 1022-nucleotide messenger RNA. The record is from the annotation of a GenBank genome assembly. NCBI's taxonomy places the organism in Eukaryota, Metazoa, Arthropoda, Insecta, Diptera, Chironomidae.
GUAAACUUUCGUUAAGUUUAUUUUCACGCGAAAUAUUUACUAAUAUAAUUUUUCUCAAAAAUCUAUAGUUUAGAAACUUAAUUUGUAAUCAAUUGAGAAAAUGCCAGCAUUAGAUGAAUAUAAGUCAUCCUGGGCUGAUGAAAUCGAAUUAGAAUCGGGAUCUUUACCUCCACCAACGGAAGAUAUUGAUGAGCAUGGAGUUAAAACUGUUACGGAAUAUAAGAUUAAUAAGGAUGACAAGAAAGUCAAAGUUGUUCGAACCUAUAAAUUACAGAAACAUGUCGUAUCAAAGAGUGUAGCCAGUAGAAGGCUCCUGCAUAAAUUUGGUGAUUCUGCAAACGACGAACCUGGUCCAAACUCACAAACAACAUUUGUUUCUGAAGACAUUAAUAUGCAAUUAAUCACUAAUAAGGAGGAAGAGAAAUCUAAUGAUGCUGUUGUUGAUCCUAAAAAUCAAUUCGCCAAGUGUCGUUUCUGUAACGGUGGACAUUUUACAACAAAUUGUCCAUAUCGUCAUACUGCAGCAUAUAUUGAGAAGAUUCUUGAUACUAAGCCACAAGCAUCGGCAUCAGCUGCCGAGACAACAUCAUCAAAACCAGGAAAAUAUGUUCCACCAUUCAUCAAAGAUCAACAGAAAAAUGCAGGCAACAAAGGCAGAGAUGACACAACAGCGAUUCGUAUAUCCAAUCUAUCCGAGGCAACCAGUGAUGCUGAUUUGGAAGAGCUCACGAACAAAUUUGGAAAGAAAUCAAAAAUGUAUUUGGCAAAGGAUAAAAAUACUGGACUUUGUAAAGGAUUCGCCUACGUUCAUUUCUAUAGUAAGGAAGAUGCAGCCGCUGCUAUUGAGACACUUGACGGUUUUGGAUAUGAUCACUUGAUUUUGAAGGCUGAAUGGUCAAAACCACAAUACAACUAAUUCCAUUCUCAUUUGAUUAUUGUUUAACGUAUGGCAAGUGAUUCUGUAAAGAAUUUGAAUAAAGUAACAAGGAACAAAAAAGAAAAGAAAACAUCCAGAUUGCGUG